AAUCAAAAGUUCCCGCCCACUCACUCCCCACUCUCACCAUAUACAAAACCCCUCUCUUCUCUUUAUCUUUACUUCCAUAAUUCCAUUUCUUCACUCAUCUUCUUCUUCUUCUUUUUCUUCCAGAGAAAGAGACACUAACGCUACAAAAUGGCCGCAAAAGCUCCGACCCCAGAUGCGAUUUCAAUCAUACUCGCCAACCCUUCGCCGGACACCUCCACAGAGAUGCCGGACAUUGUUGUCCAGGUCCUCGAUCUCAAUGCCAAGGGUAACCGAUACAUGUUUACUGCUAGUGAUGGAAAGAAGAAGCUAAAAGGGAUUCUCCCAUCACAUAUUACUCCUCAGGUUAUCUCAGGAGAUAUUCAGAAUCUGGGUCUUAUUCGCAUUCUUGAUUAUUCUCUGAAUGACAUUCCAAGCAAGUCAGAAAAAUAUGUUAUUAUUACCAAGUGUGAGACAGUUUCUCCUCCACUUGAAAUGGAAAUUAAGGACGAGAUCAAGAGCGAGGGAGUUGGCGUUUUCUUGAAACCAAAACAAGAGAUUGAGGUCAAGAGUGAGGUGAAAAGAGCGGAUGCUGGUGUUUUGUUAAAGCCCAAGCAGGAAAUCAUUUCUAAAUCAGCUGCUCAAAUCGUUCAUGAGCAGCAUGGAAAUAUGGCCCCAGCUGGACGGAUGGCCAUGACUCGCAGAGUUCAUCCCCUUGUUUCUUUGAAUCCUUAUCAAGGCAGUUGGACAAUAAAGGUCCGGGUUACAAACAAAGGAAACAUGCGUACGUAUAAAAAUGCUAGAGGUGAAGGCUGUGUAUUUAAUGUGGAAUUGACGGAUGAAGAAGGAACCCAAAUUCAAGCAACUAUGUUUAAUGAAGCUGCAAGGAAGUUCUAUGACAAGUUUGAAUUGGGGAAGGUUUAUUAUAUUUCAAAGGGGACUCUUAAGGUUGCUAACAAGCAGUUUAAGACGGUGCAAAAUGAUUAUGAGAUGACUUUGAACGAGAACUCUGAAGUGGAGGAAGUAAGCAGUGAAGCAGCUUUUGUUCCUGAAACGAAAUUCAAUUUUGUCCCAAUUGACAUGUUGGGUCCCUAUGUUAGCGGGAAGGAACUUGUUGAUGUUGUAGGUGUUGUUCAAAGUGUCUCCCCAACAAUGAGCAUCAGAAGAAAGAGCAACAAUGAAAGUAUUCCAAAGCGUGAUAUUACAAUUUCUGAUGAGAGUAAAAAGACGGUUGUGGUUUCCUUGUGGAAUGAGCUUGCAACAAGUGUAGGCCAGCAAUUGUUGGAUAUUGCCGAUCAAUCUCCUGUAGUUGCUAUUAAGUCUCUCAAAGUUGGAGAUUUUCAAGGCUUGUCUCUGUCAACAUUAAGCAGAAGCAUGCUAAUGGUAAAUCCAGAUAUACCAGAAGCAAAGAAUUUGAAAUCUUGGUUUGAUUCUGAAGGUAAAGUGGCCUCGUUGGCAUCUGUUGGCACUGGUAUGAGCCCAUCAUCCAGGAAUGGAGGAAGAUCCAUGUACAAUGAUAGAGUCUCUCUGUCUCAUAUAACUGAAAACCCAUCCUUAGGCGAUGACAAGCCUGCAUAUUUCAGCAUCAGAGCAUAUGUUAGCUUUAUCAAACCUGAUCAGACAAUGUGGUAUCGGGCUUGCAAAACUUGUAACAAGAAAGUCACAGAAGCUAUUGGUUCUGGUUUUUGGUGUGAAGGAUGCCAGAAGAAUGAUGAAGAGUGCUGCUUAAGAUAUAUAUUGGUGAUUAAAGCAUCAGAUGCAAGUGGUGAAGCUUAUGUUUCUGCAUUUAAUGAAGAAGCAGAAAGGAUCAUUGGGAGUUCAGCAGAUGAGCUUAAUACACUGAAAAAUCAGGAGGGAGAAGACAACUUGUUUGAGCAAAAAUUAAAACAAGCUACCUGGGUUCCUCAUCUUUUCCGGAUCAGUGUUUCUCAAAACGAGUACAACAAUGAAAAGAGGCAAAGGUUAACAGUCAGGGCCAUUGCCCCUGUUGAUUAUGCUGUUGAAUCAAGAUUUUUGCUAGAGGAGAUAUCAAAGAUGAGAGCUUCCUGAUAAUGUUUAUUUGGUUAACUAAUGAAGACACUAGUCUUUGGCUAAUAUACUUUCCCCUUGAGAUAUCUGGCUCCAUUUUCCACUUUAGGGAAGUCUCAAGUCUUAUAUUAGGAUGUUAUUUUGCGUGCCUUUGCACAUAAUGUUUAGUAUUCCGAUCAAAACAGGUGUUUUAUUGGUUUUGAAUUCUAGUCGUGUUAAAGUUAAUCGAUUUUCCUAUAUAAGCUAUCUCUGGUUGACUUGUAAUUGAGUAGCAUGCAAAAAUGUGCAAUGUCUUUCUUGAGUGUUUAGCAAAGACUACAUAGCAGCCAAACGGAAUGAGUUUAUACUUUAGAAAUGAUAGUUUGUUUCACUUGA
Messenger RNA from Humulus lupulus (European hop), 2379 nucleotides. Its product is annotated as replication protein A 70 kDa DNA-binding subunit B-like. Gene Ontology annotation, cellular component: DNA replication factor A complex; nucleus. Gene Ontology annotation, biological process: meiotic cell cycle; telomere maintenance via telomerase; DNA replication. The transcript is spliced from 12 exons. NCBI's taxonomy places the organism in Eukaryota, Viridiplantae, Streptophyta, Magnoliopsida, Rosales, Cannabaceae. The record is from RefSeq and is a predicted model, not a curated record. Bases 148 to 2025 code for a protein of 625 amino acids. Gene Ontology annotation, molecular function: single-stranded telomeric DNA binding; damaged DNA binding.